Molecule: messenger RNA, 6382 nt
Organism: Diaporthe batatas
Lineage: Eukaryota; Fungi; Ascomycota; Sordariomycetes; Diaporthales; Diaporthaceae
Product: Arf family guanine nucleotide exchange factor SEC7
Exons: 2
Coding region: 561-6176 (1871 amino acids)
Biological process (GO): regulation of ARF protein signal transduction
Molecular function (GO): guanyl-nucleotide exchange factor activity
Source: RefSeq, a predicted model, not a curated record
UUGGAAGCUGCAACCUGGUCCCUUUCUCGGCCGCGGGCCCCAGCUGCCCAGGCUGCCCAGCUGCGACACUGAGCACCUGGGCUGAGUGCCUGCCUGCACGUCAAGCCCAGCCGUAGUCCAAGGCGUACCCGGCAGACCACACACAGUAAAGACACGCACGCAGUCGCCGACACUGACAUCAACCUCAACCUCGACCUCGACCUCGACUCUGGCCCCGACUUCCACACCGGCCCGUCCCCCCUCCCCCUCCCCCUCCCCCAUGGAGCACCUCUGCACCAGCUCCAGCACCGAGCCUGUCUACUAGACCCGCCUUGUCCAUCCAUUCCUUUUGAUCACAAGGAAAACCAGCCGACCUACUUCCUCUUUCCUUCUCCCUCGUCCCCCCUCUUGCCCUCGGCGCAGUCCAGGGAGCGACAUCCACGAUCAACUGCUGCCAGACGGCCCAUCAAGCCAGCGCCCUUACCCUCCCCCCCCCCAAACCCUAACGAUCGCAUUCCACCUCGACAGGACUACCCAACGCGGAUGCCUCCUGAUCCCCCCCCGGCACGGCGACGGCGACCAUGAGCUCCAUCCGCUUUGUCGUGUCCUCUCUGGAUGCCAUCCAGAAACAUGCUGGCACCCGCAACAAGCCCCUGACCGACGGCGUCGAGAAGGCCCAGGCAGCCCUCAAGGAGGCAGACCCCCACCUGCCAGACCCCGAGAUCAUCUUCGCGCCCCUCCAGCUCGCCUCGCGCUCCGGCAACGUCCAGCUCACAACCACCGCCCUCGACUGCAUCGGCAAGCUCAUCUCAUCCUCCUACUUCUCCCUCACCUCCGAGCCGCCCGCCGAGCCACCACCAGCCCCGGAUGAUGAUGCUGCUGCCCCUGCACCCACCCCUGCCCAGCCACAAGCCCCGCUCAUCGAGCGGGCCAUCGACACAAUAUGCGAUUGCUUCCAGGGCGAGGCCACGCCCGCCGAGGUCCAGCUGCAGAUCAUCAAGUCCCUGCUCGCUGCCGUCCUCAACGAUAAGAUCGUGGUCCAUGGCGCCGGUCUGCUCAAGGCUGUGCGCCAGGUGUACAACGUCUUUCUCCUGUCCAGGAACACCAGCAACCAGCAGAUAGCCCAGGGCACCCUGGCGCAGAUGGUCGGCACCGUCUUUGAGAGGGUCAAGACGCGGUUGCACAUGAAGGAGGCCCGGGUGAACCUGGCAAAACUCAAGAAUGGCGAGAGCAGUGCGACCUUUGACCGCAGGGACUCGGUGGACGGUGGCGAGGCCAACGCCGAUGACAGCGACCCCCCCGAAGCCGCCACUGCAGAGCCCCCCACGGCCGACAAGACGGCCGAUGACGGCCCCAAGCUCACCCUGAGGGACCUGGAGCACCGCAAGAGCUUCGACGAUUCCAACAUGGGCGAUGGGCCCACCAUGGUGACCAAGCUGAAAGGGCCGAGGAAGGCUUCCAGGUCCGUGUCGGAACAGAGCAAUGCCGAGACGACCGCCACCGACCGUGACCAGGACGAUGCCCAGGAAUCUCUGGACACCGAGGACGAGAUUUACGUCAGAGAUGCCUACCUUGUCUUCCGCUCCUUCUGCAACCUAUCCACCAAGAACCUACCGCCCGAGAUGCUUUAUGACUUGCGCGGCCAGCCCAUGCGGUCCAAGUUGAUCUCCCUCCACCUCAUACACACCCUCCUCAACAACCACAUCUCCGUCUUCACCUCGCCCUUAUGUACCAUCACGAGCACCAAAAGUAACGAGCCCACGAGUUUCCUGCAAGCGAUAAAAUUCUACCUGUGUCUUAGUAUCUCCCGCAACGGUGCCAGCUCCGUCGACCGGGUGUUCGAGGUCUGCUGCGACAUCUUCUGGCUGAUGCUGAAGUUCAUGCGAGCCCCCUUCAAGAAAGAAAUAGAGGUGUUCCUCAACGAAAUCUACCUCGCGCUGCUGUCCAGGAAAAACGCGUCACCCACGCAAAAGCUGCAAGUUAUCACAAUCCUCCAGAGGUUCUGUGGCGACCCCCGCGCCCUGGUGGAGUCCUACUUGAACUACGACUGUGACAGCCAGAUGAACAACAUCUUCCAAACAAUUGUGGAAGACCUGGCCAAGUACUCCACCACCAAUGUGAUAGUGAAGCCCGAGCACGAGCAGCAGUACGAGGAGAAGGUUGCCAAGAGCAACCCGGGCGACUGGCAGAUGAGGGGCAUGCUCCCACCCUCGCUGUCGGUCGCAAAUAUCGUCCCGCCCGAAGAGCCCGAGAAUGGGAUCCCAAAGGAGUAUCUGAUGAAGCGUGCUGCUCUCGACGCUCUUGUCGAAUCACUACGGUCUAUGGUCAACUGGUCACAACCAGACCAGUCAAAUGGAACUAGCGAGUCGUCCGACGCCGAGAAAAGGCAGUCUCUUGAUGGUGUGAGGGAGUCGAUCGACCCUUCUAUCGCCGACGGCAUGUCGAGGAUGGAGACCCCCGUCAUGCCGUCGACACCCACUAUAGAGGACGACCCCGAACAGCUCGAGAGGGAGAAAGCGCGCAAGACUGCACUCGACAGAGCCAUUCGGGCUUUCAAUUUCAAGCCCAAAAGAGGAAUCAAGAUGCUGCUCGAGGGAAGCUUCAUACCCAGCGACAGCCCCCAGGACAUAGCGCGUUUCCUUCUGACCGAGGAGAGGUUGGACAAGGCACAGAUCGGCGAGUUCCUUGGAGAGGGCGAGGCUAAGAAUAUUGAAGUCAUGCACGCAUUCGUCGACUCGAUGGACUUUCACAAACGGCGCUUUGUUGAUGCCCUUCGGCAAUUCCUGCAGUCUUUCCGGCUGCCCGGCGAGGCUCAGAAGAUCGACCGUUUCAUGUUGCAGUUCGCGUCGCGAUAUCUCGCAGGCAACCCCAACGCGUUUGCCAGCUCCGACACAGCAUAUGUCCUCGCAUACUCUGUCAUCAUGCUGAACACCGAUCUACACAGCAGCAAGAUCGCCAGGCGCAUGACCAAAGAAGAUUUCAUCAAGAACAACAGAGGAAUCAACGACAAUGCUGACCUGCCCCCCGAGUAUCUCACCAGCAUCUACGACGAGAUUGCCAGCAACGAGAUCGUAUUGAAGAGCGAGAGAGAGGCCGCUGCUGCGGCUGGGGUCAUUGCCCCCCAGACCAGUGGCCUUGGCCUUGGCCUUGGUUCGGUAUUCUCAAACGUCGGCCGGGACCUGCGGAGAGAAGCAUACGUGCAGCAGUCCGAGGAGAUUGCUCUCAGGUCAGAGCAGCUUUUCAAAGACCUUUUCCGAAAUCAGCGGAGGAAUGCCGCCAAUGCUGGAGUCAAAUUCAUUCCAGCAACGUCGUUCAAGCACGUCGGGCCCAUGUUUGAUGUCACGUGGAUGUCGUACUUCUCGGCCCUGUCGAAUCAAAUGCAGAAUGCCCACAAUCUUGAAGUGGUUAAGCUCUGCCUUGAAGGCAUGAAGCUUGCCGCAAAGAUCGCCUGCUUUUUUGAGUGGGCCACGCCGCGUGAGGCUUUUAUUUCGGUCUUGAAGAACACGGCGAACCUCAAUAACCCGCAGGAGGUCCUGGCGAAGAAUGUCGAGGCGCUCAAGGUGCUACUGGACCUCGGACAGACCGAGGGGAAUUACCUCAAGGAGUCCUGGAAAGACAUUCUCAUGUGUAUCAGCCAGCUGGACCGUCUGCAGCUCAUAACUGGCGGUGUCGACGAGAGCUCAGUGCCGGACGUUUCCAAAGCACGUUUCGUGCCGCUACAGCGAGAGAACACAACCGAUUCGCGCCGGUCUACUUCGUCGAGGAAACACCGUCCCCGCAACAACACAGGCCCACAAGGAUUCUCGACAGUGCUCGCUCUGGAGGCCAGGUCUGAUGAGAUAAUCAAAACGGUAGACCGAAUCUUUACUAAUACCGCGAACCUCGACGGCGAUGCGAUCGUUCAUUUCGCGCGGGCCCUGACUGAAGUGAGCUGGGACGAAAUCAAGGUCUCUGGCGCACAUGACAGGCCUCGCAUGUACAGCUUGCAGAAGAUCGUGGAGAUCAGUUACUACAACAUGACACGUGUGAGGUUUGAGUGGACUCACAUAUGGGACGUCCUUGGCGAGCAUUUCAACAAGGCCGGGUGCCAUAUCAAUGAGACCGUUGUCAUCUUCUCCAUCGACUCUUUGCGGCAACUGUCGAUGAGGUUCAUGGAGAUUGACGAACUCCCUGGUUUCAAAUUCCAAAAAGACUUCCUGAAGCCUUUCGAGCACGUCAUGUCAAACUCGAGUAACCUCAGGGUGAAGGAGCUGGUCCUCAGCUGUCUGAUUCAGAUGAUCCAGGCGAGGGGCGAGAACAUCCGGUCUGGUUGGAGGACCAUGUUCGGAAUAUUCACCGUCGCAGCUCGGGACCCGAACGAGACAAUUGUCAAUAUGGCAUACGAAAACGUUCUCAAGGUGUACAAGACACGUUUUGGUGUUGUGAUCAACCAAGGCGCGUUCACAGAUCUUAUCGUCUGUCUUACAGAGUUCUCAAAGAACAUGAAAUACCAGAAGAAGAGCCUGCAGGCAAUGGAGACACUUAAGUCAGUCAUCCCGCAGAUGCUCAAGACGCCGGAGUGCCCGCUAUCCCGGAAAUCCGACCUCGGUGCUGCUCAGUCGAGCAUGGCAGACAUCAAUCUCAAGUCGCCAGGGCAACAGACUCGGACGUCGGUCGAAGAAGGUUUCUGGUUCCCGGUCCUGUUUGCCUUUCACGACGUCCUCAUGACAGGAGAAGACCUCGAGGUCCGCUCAAACGCUCUGAACUACUUCUUCGAGGCCCUACUUAGAUAUGGCGGGGGCUUUCCCCCAGAGUUCUGGGAUAUCUUGUGGCGUCAACAACUCUAUCCAAUCUUCAUCGUCCUGCGGUCCAAGCCGGAAAUGAGCAAUGCUCUGAACCACGAGGAGCUGUCAGUAUGGCUCUCUACAACCAUGAUCCAGGCUCUUCGCCACAUGAUCACGCUCUUCACACACUAUUUCGAGGCCCUCGAGUACAUGCUCGACCGUUUCCUGGAGCUUCUCGCGCUCUGCAUCUGUCAGGAGAAUGAUACCAUUGCAAGGAUAGGGAGCAACUGCCUGCAGCAGCUUAUCCUGCAGAACGUCAGAAAAUUCACAGUGGAGCACUGGUCAAAGAUAGUCGGCGCGUUCUGUGAGCUCUUCGAGCGGACCACUGCUUACCAGCUUUUCUCGGCUACGACCAUCAACAGUACGGCCUCGCUGGCACCGGCGUCGAAUGGCGUGGAUUUUGGUGAGCCGCUGAGCCCAGGCGUGGAAGGGACAGACGAUGAUUCCAAAUCUCUCAAGAUCAAUGGCACGGAGACAAAUGGUCAUUCAGAGGACGACCGCCCUUCGACAGCAGCUAGCACUGUUCCAGAGGAAGACCCUCAGAGAACGCCGACAACAGCGAAGCCGCUCGAAGAGUUCAAGCCCUCGAGCAACCUUCAGAUGCCCCCACCUCAGAUCUCGGCUGCGCGGCGCCGGUUUUUCAACCGCAUUAUCAGCCGCUGCGUCUUACAACUCCUCAUGAUCGAGACCGUCAACGAGCUUUUCAGCAAUGACAACGUCUAUGCGCAGAUCCCAUCCAACGAGCUACUGCGACUUAUGGCCGUGCUCAAGAAAUCUUUCCUGUUUGCGCAGCGAUUCAACAACGACAAGGAGCUGCGGAUGCGUCUCUGGAGGGAAGGUUUCAUGAAGCAGCCACCCAACCUGCUGAAGCAAGAGUCUGGCUCUGCGGCGACGUAUGUCGCCAUUCUGUUCCGAAUGUUCGGCGAUACGGACCCGCGUAGGAGCGAAUCCAAAGCCGACGUGGAAAACGCGCUGGUGCCCCUGUGCAAGAGUAUAAUCCGCAGCUACGUCACGCUCGAGGAGGAGAGCCAGCACCGCAAUAUUGUGGCCUGGAGGCCUGUCGUGGUGGACGUGUUGGAGGGGUACGCGGCAUUCCCAGAGCAAUCUUUCAAGAGCCACGUCCAGUCCUUCUACGGGCUGGUGGUCGAGCUCAUGGCAAGCAAGGAAAUGACGGGUGAGUUGAGGGGUGCUAUCCUCGGUGUGUUGAGGCGGGUGGGAGAGGUCGAACUGGGGAUUAAAGGGAUGGUCAACGCGGUUACUGGUGACGAAGAUAUGAGGAGGGCCAGUGUGGUGUCCACUAGGAGCGAUGCGACAAGCGCGCUUGUGGACCGGGAGGGUGUUGAUGCGAGCGCCAGGAUGUUUGGCAGAGGGUGAGGGCAAUAGGCAGUACGUGCUGUGAAGGCGCGCGGGAGCGAGACGAGGCAUGAACAGGGCAACGUUGGACUAGAUAUUACCCUUCUUGUGUUUAUAAUGGUACAGAAAAGGUCUGGGAAAUACAGGGAUAUCGCGGUCCCUUCAAGACAGUUGCAGAGGCGUUGGGCACCUAGGUAGGUGCCUAUCAACAACACUUUCCACCAGGA